UGAAGACCUUUGUCAGUCGGGAGCGAAUAGUUUGCUCCAAACAUCAAAGGGAACCCAUUAAAAUUUGAAAAAAAAACUAUCCACAACGAGUUAGUUAGGCUUGUCGCUACAAUGGGUUUGAAUCGAUUAAGCGUUGCUGUUGCCACGGUUGUUCUUUCGAUAGCAUUGAUGAUAGUUCAACACGUCGAAGGUCACGGCAUGGUUCUGGAUCCGAUAGCUCGCGGAUCCAGAUGGCGCUGCCGAGAUGGACCUUUCCCAAACUACAACGAUAUGGAGCAGUUUUGUGGAGGUUUUCAAGCUCAGUGGGAGGAUAACGAAGGGCGCUGUGGAUUGUGCGGAGAUAACUAUGCUGAUGUAAGCCCUCGGCUUCACGAGCUGGGUGGUUUGUAUGGUGAUGGGGAAAUCGUUCGUUCAUACCAGGAAGGAUCCAUCAUCGACGUUACGGUUCAAAUAACAGCCAAUCAUAGGGGUUAUUUUUUGUUCGAUCUGUGUAAUUUAAGUGAAGAAGGUUCGGAAACGGAAGAAUGCUUCGAGAAAAAUCAGCUGCUAGAUGCCAAUGGACGCAGAGAAUGGUAUCUGAAUUCAACCGCAAACGUUGACUACCACGUGAAACUUCAACUGCCCGACAAUUUCACGUGUGAACAUUGUAUUCUCCAGUGGACUUACAUUACCGCUAACUCGUGGGGUAUUUGUGAGGACGGUUCCGGCAAGCUGGGAUGCGGAGCUCAAGAAAAUUUCCGCACCUGUUCUGACAUCACCAUCAGUAGCAACGCUACCAGUCAGCCCCUCCAGUAUUGCACCAGAAAACCACAAGGCUUCGAAUGGGCCAAGAGUGGCUUGAAUGCGGUUGAAGUACCGCCACCGGAAGAUUUCGAUUAGACCGUAAACAUUGCAAACAUCAGCGCGUGUGAUUGAUUAUUAGAAUGAAUACUAUAGUACUUACAAGAUAAGUUUGAGUACUUUAGAUAAGAACUACGGUAUAGUGUUCUU
Messenger RNA from Uranotaenia lowii, 990 nucleotides. RefSeq lists its product as uncharacterized. NCBI's taxonomy places the organism in Eukaryota, Metazoa, Arthropoda, Insecta, Diptera, Culicidae. The transcript is spliced from 2 exons. The coding region runs from base 112 to 879 and encodes 255 amino acids. The record is from RefSeq and is a predicted model, not a curated record.